AUGAUCCCAUCGCAAUCAUCAACGCCAAUAUAUAUUAACGUACAAGUUAACAACAAAUGUCAACACGCUAUUAUUGACACUGGAAGUGCAGUCACCAUCAUUAAUCAACAAUUAUUAAAAAAGAUUUAUCACAAGAAAUUUAUUUAUAAACAAAAAUUACACAAAUCAGCAAAUUGUACAUCUAUUAAUAUCAUUGGUGAAAUUGAACUUGAAAUUAAAAUACAAGGACAUAAAACGUUAAUCUUAGCAGAUGUUGCAACAAAUCUUAUAACAGACUUAUUAAUUGGAAAUGACUGGAUUUCAAACAGCAAUGUUAUUAUUGAUUCACCACAACGACCUAUUUUUCUUAUCGAUCGAUACCAUCGAAUAGUAGCAACAGCACCAUUCAUUACACCACCUGAUUUUCAAUCACCUGUACUAUUAGUCAAUGAAAUUACUUUACCACCAUAUUCAGAAAAAUGUAUUGAUGUAAAAAUUCCAUCAUCUAUGAAUAAUAUUGCUGAAGCUCUAUUUGAACCAACUCCAAACUUUCAUUCAAAACAAAUGUUAUUAACUAAUGCACUACUCAAGGUGGUAAAUAAUAAAAGUCGACUUACGAUUAUUAAUGCAAAUGAUCGUCAACGGACAUUAUCAAAGAAUACUAAAUUGGGAUAUGUCUCACAUCAACCUCCAGUAAACAAGCAUCUUACCUUGCCUGUACUAUCAACAAAAGGAGUUUAUGGUCAAACACAUCCAAAACCAUUUAUUCAUAAGAGGAACGAUAGGAUAGCGGGUCGUUCCUGUGCUCUGCCAACACGAAACACGAGGAAGGUCCAAUUUAUGGACUCUACCUGUCGAACAGAGCAUUAUGAUGAACAACAUCAAUGUUAUGUUUGUCAAGAACAAUUUUUAACCCGGAAUGAUUUACAACAACAUUUACGUCACGAAUGUUAUCCACAAAAUAUACGAGACCAAAUUGAACAAUUAACAUCACAUAUUAAGGACUUGAAUCACAAACAACAAUUACAACAAAUUCUAUGGAAGCAUGGAAAAUUAUUUGAUCUUCAUCAACCAUCUAUCAUUAAAGCAACAGCUCAAAAUGCCAUUGAAACAGGCAAUCAUCCACCAAUUUAUACACCACCAUACCGUGUAUCAUAUAAAGAUGAACAAAUACAACGUGACGAAAUAAAUAAGUUAUUAAAACAAGGAAUAAUUGAAGAAUCUACAUCUCCAUGGUCAUCGCCUAUAGUAUUAGUCCGCAAGAAAGAUGGAACAGUUAGAUUUUGUGUAGAUUUUCGAAAACUAAACAACGUUACCACAAAAGAUGCAUUUCCGAUACCUCGAAUUGAUGAUAUUUUUGAUCACUUAUCUCAAGCUGAAUAUUAUACUACAAUUGAUUUUAAAUCGGGUUACUUUCAAGUUGGACUCGAUCUGAAAGAUCGUCCGAAAACAGCAUUUUCAACUCGAGAUCAACAUUAUCAAUUCACGGUAUUACCUCAAGGUGUUACUAAUGGUCCACCAGCAUUUCAACGCAUCGUUAGCCAGAUACUUGGACCUACGAGAUGGCAACAUUUAUUAGCUUAUCUUGAUGAUGUUAUUAUAUAUUCACCAACUUUCGACCAACAUUUAAUUCAUCUCGAUGAUAUUCUUAAUCGAUUAAAUGAUGCAAAUUUUCGUCUCAAUGUUAACAAAUGUCAUAUAGCUAAGACGUCAAUCGAUUAUCUUGGUCAUCGUAUUGAACAUGGCAACAUUAGACCAAAUGCAGAAAAUAUUCGUGCAUUAUUAGAAACUGUACAACCCAUAACAGCAAAAGAAAUUUUUCGAUUUGUCAAAGCAGCAGAAUAUUAUCGUAAAUUCAUUCCAAGAUUUUCUAUUAUUGCUCAAUCAUUACAUAAAUAUGCACCGACUACAAAAGAACAACGAUCACAAAAAUCGCAAUCUACACCUAUUACUCUAUCCGAUGAAGAACUUAAUGCAUUUAAUGAAUUGAAACGAAUAUUAACAAAUGACCUGGUACUACGUAUUCCAGAUGAAAACCUGCCAUUUAAGAUUCAAACUGAUGCAUCAAAAAUCGGGAUAGGAGCUGUUCUUAUGCAGAUUCAUCCAAAUGGAGACUUACCAAUUGCAUAG
This is a messenger RNA of Rotaria sordida, 2109 nucleotides long. Lineage: Eukaryota; Metazoa; Rotifera; Eurotatoria; Philodinida; Philodinidae. The record is from the annotation of a GenBank genome assembly.